AUGGCACCAUCCAUUGCUCAAGUUCCCACUGCGGAAGUUGUUGUUCCUGUAAAGGCCGCUCCUGGAACAACCGAAACCAAACCCAGAGUGAGAAGAAUCAUUGACGAGGAAGGGGGGAAGACUACUGCUAGUCAUCCAAACUACCUGCCUGUAUGGGACUAUGGAGAGAAGUACCUCCCUCUUGAACCCUUUACGCACGUCGACCACGGAAAAGACGCCGACCCCUCCUUCAAAGACCUCCUCACCGAAGGCUCUAAGAUUCAAAAGUUGACUCCAACCAUCGGCUCUGAGGUUACAGGCGUUCAGUUAAGCAAGCUCACCGCUGCCGGAAAGGAUCAACUCGCUCUGCUCGUCGCCCAACGCAAAAGGCCCUCGAUUUCGGAGGAUACUUUGGCCGCCACCAUAUCCACCCAACUAGCGGAGCUCCGAGAGGGAUAUCCCGAGAUUCAUCUCGUGCACCGGAACAACAAUUCCUGGGAAUUCGAUGAAUAUCUCGCGGCGAAGAACAGCAGUGUCGCAUGGCAUUCUGAUGUCACAUAUGAGCAGCAGCCGCCCGGUACCACGUUCUUGUACCUCCUUGAUGGUCCUGAAGUGGGCGGGGAUACUGUUUUUGUCAACCAAGUCGAGGCCUAUAACCGGCUUUCGCCAGCGCUCAAGGAGCGUCUGCACGGGUUGAAGGCUGUGCAUUCCGGGGUUGAGCAGGCCGAGUUUAGUCUACAGCGUGGGGGAGUCGAUAGACGUGACCCGGUCAAGACCGAGCAUCCUCUUAUUCGCACCCAUCCGGUAACUGGCGAGAAAGCGCUUUUCGUCAAUGGUGGAUUCACUCGCAGUAUUGUCGGACUCAAAAAGGAGGAGAGCGAUGCCCUUCUAGGUUUCCUGCUGGCUCAUGUGGGUCGGGGAAUUGAUUAUCAAGCUCGUGUUCGAUGGGCUCCGAAGACCGUUGUUGUCUGGGAUAACCGUGUCACGGCUCAUUCUGCAAUUGUUGAUUGGACGACUGGUGAGCGUCGCCACUUGGCGCGCAUUACUCCACAGGCUGAGCGCCCUUAUGAGACACCUUACGUUCCAGAGAGUGAAUCAAAGGCUUGA
Penicillium psychrosexuale is the source of this 1086-nucleotide messenger RNA. RefSeq names its product TauD/TfdA dioxygenase family protein. Gene Ontology annotation, cellular component: cytoplasm. Gene Ontology annotation, molecular function: 2-oxoglutarate-dependent dioxygenase activity. Lineage: Eukaryota; Fungi; Ascomycota; Eurotiomycetes; Eurotiales; Aspergillaceae. The record is from RefSeq and is a predicted model, not a curated record. The transcript has 5 exons. The coding region runs from base 1 to 1086 and encodes 361 amino acids.